Molecule: messenger RNA, 1469 nt
Organism: Monascus purpureus
Lineage: Eukaryota; Fungi; Ascomycota; Eurotiomycetes; Eurotiales; Aspergillaceae
Source: the annotation of a GenBank genome assembly
CGGCGAUAAGAAGAUGCAAAAGGCGCUGAUGUCGAUGCGUGGCUUACAUAAGCCAGACAGCGCUUAGCAUCGCGAGAACAAUUUGAAGCUCAAGGAGCGUCGAAGUCAAUCCGAUGCACGACUGUUCUUUCUCGACUUAUUUGUUUUCUUCUUUGAAUAAAGGGAUUUAGUGCUCUUUUAGGUCCUCUGAAACAAGCAAACCUCAGGACAUUCAUUUACGAGGCGUUGUGUGAUCCGAGUCCCAGUGAGACUCGACCGUCAAAAUGGUGAACAUUACAGACAAAAUUAAGGAGAUUGAAGAUGAGAUGCGCAGGACGCAAAAAAACAAGGCCACAGAAUACCAUCUGGGUCUGCUCAAAGGAAAACUCGCUAGACUAAGGGCCCAGCUCCUGGAGCCCACGCCCGGCGCAGGUAGCGGCGGCGGCGCAGGUUUUGAUGUCAGCAAAAGCGGCGAUGCCCGUGUCGCACUCGUCGGUUUUCCCUCUGUCGGAAAGUCCACGUUCUUGUCCAAAAUCACCAAAACCAAGAGUGAGGCCGCCUCAUAUGCCUUCACCACCCUCACGGCUAUUCCCGGUGUCCUGGAGUACGGGGGCGCCGAGAUUCAGAUUCUGGAUCUUCCUGGAAUCAUUGAGGGUGCCUCUGAGGGCAAGGGGCGCGGAAGACAGGUUAUUUCUGCCGCCAAGACUAGUGACUUGAUCAUGAUGGUUCUGGAUGCUACGAAGCGUGCUGAACAGCGUGCGCUUCUGGAGGCAGAACUGGAUGCUGUUGGCAUCAGGCUCAAUAAGGAGCCACCGAACAUCUACUUGAAACAAAAGAAAGCAGGAGGAAUGAAGAUCACAUUCCAAGCACCCCCGAAAAACCUGGAUGAAAGGAUGAUUUCCAACGUGCUCCGGGACUACAAGAUGCUGAAUUGCGAAGUCUUGGUUCGCGAUGAAAAUGCAACGAUUGAUGAUGUUAUCGACGUGAUUAUGAAGGACCAUAGGAAGUACAUUAGAUGCUUAUACGUGUACAACAAAAUCGACAGCGUAAGCCUGGAAUUCCUGGACCAGCUAGCCCGCGAACCCCACACUGCUGUGAUGAGCUGUGAACUCGACCUUGGCGUCCAGGAGGUGGUGGAUCGGAUCUGGAAAGAACUGAGACUUAUCCGGAUAUACACCAAACGAAAGGGUGAAGAGCCCGAUUUCAGUGAGGCUUUGAUCGUACGCAGCAACUCCACGAUCGAGGAUGUCUGUGACCAGAUCCACAGGACAUUGAAGGAGACGUUCAAAUACGCAUUGGUCUGGGGCGUCAGUGCCAGACAUAUUCCUCAGCGUGUGGGAUUGGGGCAUGUUGUGGCCGAUGAGGAUGUGGUUUCGAUAGUUGCUAAAUGAGUCAGUUCUGAAUAUGAAAGGGCACGUAGAUUGGAUUCAAAUACAUUCUGAUUCUUAUUAGCGUUACUGUUCCAAGUAAAAAUAACAUCAAAGCUGCCA